CUUAAAAACUGAAAUUUCUAUCCCAAACUAUUGGCGAAUGAAUUCGAGAUGGAUGAUUCAGAAACUGACCUCUCACCUUCCUCUUUGCUUGUCUACCGUUUUGUGCCCUUCGAAACUCCUAAUCCGGCAAAGCCCAAGUUAUCAAGUCUCCACUUUUCUCCUCAAUCAUGUCGAUAUGAGCCUUCUCUUAUCCAUCUGCGGCAGAGAAGGCUGGUUUCCUCAUCUGGGUCCUUGUCUCCAUGCUUCCAUUAUCAAGAAUCCUGAAUUUUUCGAGCCUGUAGAUGCUGACAUCCAUCGAAACGCUCUUGUCGUUUGGAACUCUUUGCUUUCUCAGUAUGUGAAAUGUGGGAAGUUAGUUGAUGCGCUCCAGUUGUUCGACGAAAUGCCCAUAAGAGAUGUUAUCUCGCAGAAUAUACUGUUUUACGGGUUUCUGAGGAACAGAGAGACCGAGUCUGGUUUUGUAUUGCUUAAACGAAUGCUUGGGUCUGGUGGGUUUGAUCAAGCGACCUUGACGAUUGUUUUAUCAGUUUGUGUUACGCCAGAGUUUUGUUUGGUGACCAAGAUGAUCCACGCUUUAGCAGUUUUAAGUGGCUAUUAUGACAAGGACAUAUCUGUGGGGAACAAACUGAUCACAUCCUAUUUCAAAUGUGGGUGUUCGGUUUCUGCGAGACGGGUUUUUGAUGAGAUGGCAUCACAUAGAAAUGUCAUCACAUGGACAGCUGUGGUUUCGGGUCUGAUAGAGAAUGAGUUACAUGAAGAUGGUCUAAGACUGUUUAGUUUGAUGCGUAGAGGAUUGGUCCAUCCAAACUCAGUAACUUAUUUGAGUGCUCUGGCUGCUUGUUCUGGCUCACAGAGGGUGGUGGAAGGGCAACAGAUUCAUGCCCUUUUGUGGAAAUUUGGGAUUGAAUCAGAAUUAUGCGUUGAGAGUGCGCUAAUGGAUAUGUACUCUAAAUGUGGAAGCAUUGAAGAUGCGUGGAAGAUUUUUGAGUCCACUGAAGAAGUUGAUGAAGUUUCCAUGACUGUGAUAUUAGUUGGUUUUGCACAAAAUGGGUCAGAGGAAGAAGCUAUACAGUUCUUCAUUAGAAUGCUUCAAGCUGGUGUAGAGAUUGAUGCAAAUGUAGUCUCAGCUGUUCUUGGAGUUUCGUUUGUCGAUCAUUCUCUGGGUCUAGGCAAGCAACUGCAUUCUUUGGUUAUCAAACGAAAAUUCUCCGGUAACACCUUUGUCAACAAUGGACUCAUUAAUAUGUACUCAAAAUGUGGAGAUCUGACUGAUUCACUAACUGUCUUUAGACGUAUGCCUAAGAGGAACUAUGUUUCAUGGAACUCGAUAAUUGCAGCGUUUGCUCGCCAUGGUCAUGGAUUAGCUGCCUUGAAUCUAUACGAAGAAAUGAUUACACAAGACGUGAAGCCGACAGAUGUUACCUUUCUAUCUCUACUUCAUGCUUGUAGCCAUGUAGGGUUGAUCGAUAAAGGCCGAGAACUCUUAAACGUGAUGCAAGAUGUCCAUGGGAUCGAGCCUAGGACAGAGCAUUAUGCCUGUAUUAUUGACAUGUUUGGUCGUGCUGGUCUUAUGACAGAAGCAAAGAGCUUUAUAGACUCAUUGCCUAUCAAGCCUGAUUAUAAAAUUUGGCAAGCAUUGCUUGGAGCUUGUAGUUUUCAUGGUGAAACAGAAGUAGGGGAAUAUGCAGCUGAACAGUUAAUUCAAACUGCACCUGAUAGCUCAGCAGCCCAUAUCUUGAUGGCCAACAUUUACUCAUCCAGAGGGAAAUGGAAGGAGAGGGCGAAGACGAUCAAGAGAAUGAAAUCAAUGGGAGUGACUAAAGAAACAGGCAUAAGUUCGAUUGAAGUUGAGAAUAAAACACACAGCUUUGUGGUUGGGGACAAACUACAUCCACAAGCAGAGGCUAUAUAUGAUGUUCUGUCUGAAUUGUUUCCGAUUAUGGUGGACGAAGGUUACAGACCGGAUAAGAGGUUUAUUCUCUGUCAUACAGGAGAUGACAGAAACGGCACAAAUACAAUGGAAGGUCUUCGUUUAUUUGCUUCGGUACCUAGAAUCUCUUUCUUCUCCAAUUCAAGAAAUUCAAAUUCUCAGCGAUUCAUCCCCAGUUGCAGAGAGAAAAGCAGAGAAGAUCCACUCUCUAGCUCUUCACCGUACUCUAUACUUGGCGUAGAGCCAAGCUGCUCAUCUUCUGAGCUAAAGGCAGCUUUUCGUGCGAAAGUGAAACAAUACCAUCCUGAUGUAAACAAAGAGAGAAGCAACUCUGAUAUUAUGAUCCGUCGCAUUAUCCAGGCAUAUGAGAUGUUAACAAACUAUAGCCGGUCAGAGAUAAUUGAAGGAGAAUGCUUGUACCCUUUUGACCAUCCAGAGUGUGAGGCACUUGACGUGUUUGUGAAUGAAGUCCUCUGUGUUGGAAAAAGAUGUUCGUACCCAUGCUUUAAAACAGCUCCUCAGGUCUUCUCAUGUGAUACAACUGGAACAGCUCGAGCAAUGCCCCAAGGGCAUGGCGAAGAUUACCGUGUACAGUCUGCAGUUAAUCAGUGCCCGAGAAAUUGCAUACAUUAUGUCACACCAUCACAGAGAAUUAUUUUAGAAGAGUUACUUGACAGUGUCUUGGGAAAACCUUAUGAUUGUUCCGCGGAAUCAGAAUUUCUCUAUGCUCUUAUCGUCAAAGCUCAGUUUGAGAACAAUCGGUACCAGAAGCCAAAAAAGAAACAACCUGAAUCUUCAGGAAAACAUGUAGACUGGUUCUGAAGUUGAACAUUUAAGUCCACGGAAGAAGUUGAUGAAGUUUCCAUGACUGUGAUAUUAGUUGGCCUAGCACAUAAUGGAUCAGUCCGUCAGUGAACGCAGCUAUACUGUUCUUUAUUAAUAUGCCUUCAAGCAGGUGCAGAGACUGAUUUCUUUGUUCAAAACCAAAAUAAAAGUGCUCAAUGAUUGAUAACAUUGUUCCGUUGGUUAUAUGAGUAAUCUUUAAACUUAAAUAAA
This is a messenger RNA of Camelina sativa (false flax), 2986 nucleotides long. RefSeq names its product chaperone protein dnaJ C76, chloroplastic. The record is from RefSeq and is a predicted model, not a curated record. Lineage: Eukaryota; Viridiplantae; Streptophyta; Magnoliopsida; Brassicales; Brassicaceae.